ACUGUCAUUUGCUGUCCCUGUCCUCUUCAAAACAAAAUCUUUUGAUACGUGACAAAAUAACACCAAAAAUAUAUCGUUGAAUGUUGAUAAUAUCGUUAUCGUAAUGUUCUGUUAAAAUAAGUUGUAAAUUUCUAUACAUCAAAGCAAAUUAUAUAUAUGUUUCCUUUGUUUACACCAGUAAAUAGUAUAGCACCAGCUAAUAACACUAUUUGGCACCAUUAAUAGCGAACAACAGGACUUACAAGAUGACUGAAUACUGGCAGUCGACGGCUCGCAAAUAUUGUGAAUUUUGCAAGUGUUGGUUUGCAGAUAGUAAAGUGUGUAUAUCAUUUCAUGAGAAUGGUAAGAGACACAAGGAAAAUGUUCAAAAGCACAUUUCUCAACUUAGCAAAAAGAGCGCGAAAGAAUUUAAGCAAAAGGAAAAGAUAGAUGAUGAAAUGAAAAAGAUGGAAGCAGCAGCGAUGGCUGCUUACUUAAAAGAUGUUAAGAACAAUGGAGACCUGACAUCUAAAGUAAUUAAUGAAAUGGUGGAGAAGAGUGGUGGCAGUGCUGCUGAUAUAACUGUGAGUUGCAGCACUAAAGAUAAAUCAGCAUAUGAAUGGCAUGAAAUUAAAAGUGACAGUGGAAGUUCUUAUUUCUGGAAUACGAAGACCAAUGAAACAACCUGGAAUGCACCAGAUAAUUAUUUGUCAAUAGUUAAACAAGAAGAAAAGAAAUUAAAAGAGGAGCAGCCAGAAAAGAAACAGAAAAAACCCAAAAAGUCAAAACAAGAAGCGUGUUUCAAAGAAGUUGAAGCUCUUAUGAAAAGGGAAAAGAUGAAAGAAAUGUCUGAUAAAACUAAGCCUAGGAAUAGCGAUGAUCAGUAUGGGCCGUCUCGUCCAACCAAUCCAUAUGGAUCAUGGAAACCUGUUGUGGAUGAGUGUCAAGAAAGCAUAGACUUGCAGCUGCCGAAGUCAGGUAAGCAGAAGCCGCCGCCGCCCGUACUCGUGCUGCCCGAAGUCGUACAGUUCAAGGAGAAACGCGUCGACUCCCUCGGCGACGGACCAGUAGACUUCAAGAAGAGAAAACUUAACGUCCAAAAACGGAACAUACGACAGAAACUCGACGAUGAGUAAUAAAUAUUUUACUAUAAAAA
Papilio polytes (common Mormon) is the source of this 1135-nucleotide messenger RNA. RefSeq names its product WW domain-binding protein 4. Gene Ontology annotation, cellular component: precatalytic spliceosome; nucleus. Lineage: Eukaryota; Metazoa; Arthropoda; Insecta; Lepidoptera; Papilionidae. Gene Ontology annotation, biological process: mRNA splicing, via spliceosome. The transcript is spliced from 7 exons. Bases 246 to 1115 code for a protein of 289 amino acids. The record is from RefSeq and is a predicted model, not a curated record. Gene Ontology annotation, molecular function: zinc ion binding; RNA binding; protein binding.